AUGGCGCUUGGUGCGAUGCUGGAACCUCUGAUUGUGGUCAGCCUCUUGGUGUUUGGCACCAUCGUUAACCGCAACAAGGUUAGCGGUGCCAACUUCGGGCUACCGCGGUCUUCCACUCGGCCGGAACCAUGGCAGCACCUUAAGUACGCCGCGGAUCACGAGACCAACGACGAUGUCGAAACAGGCUGCGCCAGAGAAGACGAACUUACCCUCCUGCCGCCUACACUGAGCCGCUUUAGCAGCAGUUCGAGUGAUACUCUCAUGGAUGAUGUUUCGGCAAAGACGGCACCGCGGUGGCGGAAACGAAGAUUGCGGUGUCUGGGUUGGGAGAAGGAGGUCACGACACCGAAUACUGAGAUCUUCAAGGACCGUUUUCUCAGCCGGGUGCUCCAGAGGUUUCCGUUCCUCGUCGAGGUGUGGUAUUGGGCGCUGAUCUACUGGGUCUAUCAACUCGGUCGCGCCUUUACGGCUGUCACGCUCCAAGAGUCCACGGUCAACACCGCGCGCGAACACGGCCUUCAGGUUAUCCAUGCUGAACAAGCUCUUGGUUUGUUUGUCGAGCCUGCUGUGCAACAAUGGUUCCUCAAAAGGCCCACGCUGAUGCGCUGGACUAACAAGACGUAUUCGUUUAUCCACAUUCCGGGUACUAUCCUCUACCUGAUCAUCCUGUACCACAUCACGAUCGCCCGGCCACGACAUAAGCUGUUACAGGAGGAGAGAUACAGAGACGGGUCGGACGGGCACUGGCCGGCCACGCUGAAGAACUGGCGAGAGCGGGCGCCUGCUUUCGGACCGCCGAUCUACGAGCGACGGAGGCGGACCAUGGCAAUGUGUAAUCUAUUGGCGUUUAUUGUCUUCACAUUUUGGCCAUGUAUGCCGCCACGACUUUUGAGCGAUCCUACCUACAUGGGAGAGAACUCUGAGGAGGCCAAGGGGUACGGGUUUAUCGACACUGUGCACGGCGCGGACGGUGACAGCAGUGUCUGGACUACAAAUCGGUUUUGUAACCAGUAUGCCGCGAUGCCGUCCCUUCACUUUGGAUACUCGUUCCUUAUCGGUUUGACCAUCGCCGCCGUCCCACUCCUACGCAACAAGCGCAAGUCGCUUCUCUCCCUUGGCGGCCGCCGCACUGUAAUCAUCGCCAUUGGCAUGGUGUACCCGGCCAUCAUUCUGACCGCCAUCGUGGCGACAGCUAACCACUAUGUGCUGGAUGCCGUGGCAGGAGCGGUCGCGUGCACCGUUGCGUGGAUGUGCAACGACGUGUUGUUGAACUUGGUCCCGCUGGAGGAUUAUUUUUUGGCGACCCUGAGGAUACAUAAGCCGUGA
Messenger RNA from Dichotomopilus funicola, 1326 nucleotides. Its product is annotated as PAP2 superfamily-domain-containing protein. Gene Ontology annotation, molecular function: inositol phosphoceramide synthase activity. The record is from RefSeq and is a predicted model, not a curated record. Gene Ontology annotation, biological process: inositol phosphoceramide metabolic process; sphingolipid biosynthetic process. The coding region runs from base 1 to 1326 and encodes 441 amino acids. Gene Ontology annotation, cellular component: inositol phosphoceramide synthase complex. Lineage: Eukaryota; Fungi; Ascomycota; Sordariomycetes; Sordariales; Chaetomiaceae. The transcript is spliced from 3 exons.